Eimeria maxima is the source of this 978-nucleotide messenger RNA. RefSeq names its product microtubule-associated protein RP/EB family member 3, putative. Gene Ontology annotation, biological process: protein localization to microtubule plus-end; spindle assembly; regulation of microtubule polymerization or depolymerization. Lineage: Eukaryota; Apicomplexa; Conoidasida; Eucoccidiorida; Eimeriidae. Gene Ontology annotation, cellular component: spindle midzone; cytoplasmic microtubule; microtubule plus-end. The coding region runs from base 1 to 978 and encodes 325 amino acids. Gene Ontology annotation, molecular function: microtubule plus-end binding. The transcript has 2 exons. The record is from RefSeq and is a predicted model, not a curated record.
AUGAGCCUAAAUGGGGCAUCGCCUGCCCUUUGUUCCGGCGUCGGGGGGGGCCGCGAUGCUGACCCCAGCAGCGUGGGCAUGAUGGAGGGGGCUUUCUUUGUUAGCAGGACGGAGCUGCUGGACUGGUUGAACAACACCUUGGCCCUUAGUCUCACGCGUGUGGAGCAGUGCGCUUCGGGCUGCGUCUAUCUACAGGCUUUGGACAAUUUGUUCGGGCCUAAGAGCCGCGUUCCCAUGAGUAAGGUUAAAUGGGGCGCCAAGCAUGAAUAUGAGUUUGUUCAUAACUACAAGCUGCUGCAGGCUGCCUUUGAUGCCCAUGAGGUCAACAAACACAUUGAGGUUAACCGCCUCGUCAAAGCCAAGUAUCAGGAUAACUUGGAGUUCCUCCAGUGGUUCAAGGCCUUCUGCGAUCGCCAGGCGGCUCUAUACGCCACAGACGUCCCCUAUGAUCCAAUUGAAAGGAGGAAACUUGGAAUAGGUCCAUUUCCUGCUUGGGCUCCUGUUGGUCCUGAUGUGGCCGCGAAGAAGCCGUCUGCCGCAUAUGCUGCUUCCACAGCAGCCACAAGACAAGCAGCAGGAGCGCAGGCGUCCUCACGCUGCCGCGUGCAGCAGCAACAGCAGCAACAACAACAGCAGCAGCAGCAGCAAAAGCAACAGACUGCAGGUGCUGUCACGGGGACAGAGGCUUCUAACGGCGCUUUGGGCAAGCGGGUGCAUCAGCAGCAAGGGGGUUCACAGCAGCGGGGCCGUGAUGACGCUGCAGCUGCAGCUGCCGCUGCAGCAGCUGUCGAGACAUUGCAGGGAGAGCUGCAGCAGGCUGUUUUGGAGCGGGACUUUUACUAUGGGAAGCUGCGCCGCAUUGAAAUAUUGUGCGGUGUGCAGGGGCAGACAUCUUUGAGUGUAGAGGCCGUGCAGGCGAUCUUGUACGCCAAAGACCACGCUGACGAGCCUACAGAAACAGUAGAAGGAAACCUUUGA